AACCAGCUGUCAGGGAACCUGCUGAGGAAGUUCAAGAACAGCAACGGCUGGCAGAAGCUCUGGGUGGUCUUCACCAACUUCAGAUGAAUACCCUCUGGCCAGCCUCCCUCUCCUGGGCUACUCUGUCACCGUCCCAGCCGAGUCCGAGAACAUUCACAAAGAUUACGUAUUUAAGCUUCACUUUAAAUCCCACGUGUACUACUUCAGAUCAGAGAGCGAGUACACCUUUGAGAGGUGGAUGGAGGUGAUCCGCAGCGCCACCUGCUCCUCCAGCCGUGCCCUGCCGAGCACYAGGAAAGAUCUUUACUGAUCAGUCCGCCUUCCUCAUUUCUCCUCCUCUCCCUCCUGCGGCCUUCCACUCGCCUUACGGAAGAUAAAAACAUUGUUUUUAACAGACACUGAAUCAUUUUGCACACACAGAACACUCAUCAGUAGCUUUUCUUUUGUUCAUGAAGACACGUCACCUUGUUUCRACUUUCCUAACUCACGUUCUCAUCACUGCUUCUGAAGUCGUCAGCAAUAUUUUUAACUUUUUCUGUGCCAAACUGGAAGGCGCCGGCAGAGCUGCUCAUGUGCACACGUCAUGGUUACGAGGAUGUGAGGAUUAAAUGUUUUCUGAACGUGACCAAGAGGAAGUGAAAUAGCGAAUUGUCAGCAUGUGAUCACGGAUUGUGGAUAUUUAGAUUUGGGACACAAUUUAAACCUUUUUCUUUUUAUAAACUUGAUGUUUUUGUACAGUAUUUUGAAACACUGUGAAAAUUCUUCUUUGUCUCAUUUUGUUUUGUCUAAGAGAGCAAACUGAAAUAAAAAAAAAUAACACUUCACAUCUGCUUCCAACGCCAACAGAGAUUUCGAUGGUUUGUCACCAAUUUCUCAUUCAAAAAAACUGUCAAUCUGAAAAUAAACAGUCAUUUUGUAUA
Messenger RNA from Austrofundulus limnaeus, 920 nucleotides. Its product is annotated as FERM, RhoGEF and pleckstrin domain-containing protein 1. The record is from RefSeq and is a predicted model, not a curated record. NCBI's taxonomy places the organism in Eukaryota, Metazoa, Chordata, Actinopteri, Cyprinodontiformes, Rivulidae. Gene Ontology annotation, molecular function: guanyl-nucleotide exchange factor activity.